Messenger RNA from Oreochromis niloticus (Nile tilapia), 982 nucleotides. RefSeq names its product mannosidase beta like (gene manbal). The record is from RefSeq and is a predicted model, not a curated record. Gene Ontology annotation, cellular component: membrane. Lineage: Eukaryota; Metazoa; Chordata; Actinopteri; Cichliformes; Cichlidae. The coding region runs from base 214 to 474 and encodes 86 amino acids. The transcript is spliced from 3 exons.
GGACCGGAAGGAGAUGGCGGAUUUAUGAUGUCAUUUCCGACAAGUGAUUUAUUUUCUCUCCCUUUGUGAACUACUUUAGCUUUUUUACGUUAGAAGAGCUGACUUUGAUGUUUGCAUUCCCGUAGCGGUAAAACCAGAUGUCUUUCUUCUACCGUUGCUCACGUUAAUUUCGCAGGCAGGUCACUGGAGGAAGCGUAACAAAGCAGGGUCAUCAUGUCUGCAGAACUGGACUUGUCUACUCCAGAGAUCCCUGAGCCUACCCUGCUAGAGAGCAUACUGCGCUAUGGGUUGUUUCUCGGUGCUAUCUUUCAGCUUAUUUGCAUCCUGGCUGUCAUCUUCCCUUCAUCCAAGGGCCACGAACAGGAGGAAGCCGAGCCCACUGACGUAAAGGCUGCUGAACAGAUAAAGAAACCUAAAGGACCGACACCUCAGCCUCGACAGAAACCAAAGAAAGAGAGCAAAAAGAAGCGAUAAAUAUCUGUGUGCAUGUCUGUGCACGCGUGUGUGUGUAUUACCUUGAGAAUGUGUGUGUUGGGUCAUUGCCAAUGUUAUAAGAAUUCCGUUAUCAUUACAAGUAUAAACACUAAUUUACAACAAUAAAAAAAUAAAGAUGUGUGUUGAAUUUGAGGCACAAGAAAAGGACCAACUGCAUCCUGUUCAACACAUUACAAAAACAGCUCAUUAUCAUGGUGCUUACCAACAGUUUAUUUAGUUACACAGCGUAUUUCAUUGGGUAUGUUUGUUAUACAUUUUCUUUUGUAACAAUUGAAUAUCAUUGGUUGAAUUGUGUGUUAAUAACAAGGCAGAAAUAAAUGUGUUCUGUAGCCAUCCACCUUAGCAGUUUAUAGUAAUUGCAAAACCUCAGUGUCAUGUAAAGAAAUGAGAAUGACAUCAUGACCCAACCUUCUGUCUGACAAAACACUUACCUUAUAAAGCUGUGGUUUGUGGUAGUAAAUCAUAAUGCCAUAGAUGAUGCACCAAA